Molecule: messenger RNA, 4755 nt
Organism: Bombus pyrosoma
Lineage: Eukaryota; Metazoa; Arthropoda; Insecta; Hymenoptera; Apidae
Gene: trbl
Product: tribbles homolog 2
Exons: 4
Coding region: 956-1999 (347 amino acids)
Biological process (GO): regulation of MAP kinase activity; positive regulation of proteasomal ubiquitin-dependent protein catabolic process; protein phosphorylation
Cellular component (GO): nucleus
Molecular function (GO): mitogen-activated protein kinase kinase binding; protein kinase activity; ATP binding
Source: RefSeq, a predicted model, not a curated record
GUCGUUUGCUGCACAAUGGCGCGAUUGGUUUGUGCUUGUUCGCCCUGCUGCCGCCGUCGUUUCUGAGCGGAGGGCCGGCCCAAAACGUUGGACCGUCCGUUGCGCGGGAUAUAAAUCUUACCGCACAGUCUCCCUCGUUCGUAACCGCUCAGCUCUCCACGUUUCUUCGUUUCUCUCGAAUUAUUCGGUUCUCGUAGUCUGUCUGACGAAAGAGAAACGGUAACAACGACGGCUGGUCGAAAGACUAAUCCCGAGAACCGUGAAUAGAAAGACCACCACGACCGACCGACCGACCGACCGACCGACCGUCAUCCAGGAAGAAGGCCAGGUUUUAUCCAACGCGCGCGCUAUUCGAAAAACCAAUACGCCCGGUAGAAUCCGGGGGUUCGCUUUUCGAGCAGACGGCGGUUAUCAACAACGUCUUUGGGGGAAACUCGGAUUACAUCUGACCGUUUCUCCACCCCAGCCUCCCGUUCAGGAACGCACGGCGACAACAGGAAGAACAUACAAAGAGCUUUCCCGUAAAGUGACCGAUUGUCACCCACGAAGAUCUCCGUCCAAGGACCCAGCGGUAGCACGAAGCAACGCGCUGCGUGGGCCUAAGCACAAGUGAUAUUCUUAUCUAAUAAUUAAUACAUAGCUAUAUACGCGUUUAUACCGAUCAAGCCUAGAAACGUUGAAAUCGACUCGUUAUAAUCGAUAAUCGAUAAUCGAUAAUCGAUAAUCGUCGCAGCCGCGUUCGGUAAUCUUGUGAAGUGUGUUCAAAAAGCUUAUCCGCUUUAACGGUUUAUUGACAAUAAUUACGAAUAAUUAUAAAAAUCGAUCGAACUUCUAAACACGGGGACGCGUGUUUCGUUUACAUUGAAACGUACUAUUUCGAAGGGAAGAGGAGAAGGAAGAAGGUGGGUAGUAGUGUCGCGAGUGUAAAACAGUGCGUGUGUGAAAACGGCACAAUAUGAGAGUGACAGCCGCUGUUAGACAGCAUUCUCUUCAUCUACAAGUGGCUCGUACCAACAAUGGGAAGUUCCUGGUCUGUCCGAACAAUAGUCAGGACAUCAGUCAACAACCGGCAAACGACGAGACAAACUCGGUGCCAGCGGUUGUCUUUCCUAGUUACGAACCGGUGCCUACCGAUCAUCAUGGACCUACCAUACUCGGUGAUCGGUAUUUGCUUCUUGGACCGGCCGAGGGCAGCGCUUUAUACCGAUGCGUCGAUGUACACACUGGUCAACAGCUCGUCGCAAAGGCGUUGACCGUGGGCGACAAAGGUUGCGAGGCACUACUACAGGCGCACCUUCGAUUAGAAGGUACCGGAGCGGCGAGCGGUGUUGCAGGCGUGGUGGAAGCACCUGGAGGUCGACGCUACCUCCUGCUGGAGGGCCACCACGGUGACCUGCACGCCUACGUAAGGGCGCGCAGGAGACUGCGGGAACCAGAGGCGAGGCGACUCUUCCGGCAAGCAGCCAGGGCCGUAGCUACGUGCCACGAGUACGGGGUAGUGCUCAGAGAUUUAAAACUCAGGAAAUUCGUUUUCGCUGACGAAGCAAGAACACGACUUCGUCUGGAAAGCCUAGAAGAUGCGGUGAUCGUCGAAGGUGAUGACGACAAACUGACCGAUCGACGGGGUUGUCCGGCGUACGUAGCGCCGGAAGUACUACGCUCGGGACGAGCUUAUUCCGGGAAGGCAGCCGACAUCUGGUCGCUUGGCGUACUCCUGUACACGAUGCUGGUCGGUCGUUAUCCGUUUAACGACGCCGAGCAUGCGUCCCUGUUUGCGAAAAUCUCACGUGGCCAGUUCGCGGUACCAGAAGGUCUAAGCCCACGUGCUCGGUGUCUAAUACGCUCGUUGCUGAGAAAGGAACCGUCCGAGAGGCCGUACGCGGAGGACGUGCCGAGACACCCAUGGCUCGCGAAACCGUUACGAGUCUGCCCCACGUCCAGCAGAUCUUCUUGUCAGGAUCAGAUCGUACCAGAGCUACCUAACAAUCCUCAAGACUGACUCUUCCGAGAGAAAAAGAUAUAUUCCGCGUGCGCUGGACCCAGCUUUCCUUGUUAAUCCUCUAUUUGGACGGAAAUUCUGUGCGCAGACGGCAUUUCAUCCCAAUUUAACAUGGCUUUUGUUUCCUACUUUGUGUUUUCUUAGUUUUUAUAUCUUAAUUUUUUAUUUUCUAUUAAAUAUGUCGAAGUUUGAUAUAAACGCUCGGUUACUUUGCACGCAGCAUCGAAAAGAAAAACGAGCAAAACAAGCCACUUACCAUUUCUAUUAUGUGUGUAGCUGAUAUACUGAAAAAGAAGACAAAUAGCGAGGAACGAGUAAUCAAGAAAUCAAAAUUUAGUAAUUCGAUAAUUCGUUCCAGAUUGUACACUAUUUAUGCGAUAUACGGAAUAUCUUGUAUAGAGACAGGGGAGAUAACAGUCGACUAGAAAAAUGAUAUUUAAGAAAUGUCUUCCACAUAAGGAUUAAGUGAAAGUACGAAGUCUGCGUUUUAUUAUAUUUUGUCGGGUUAUACAGUUUAACAAAACCCAUGUCUGUUAAUACAACCGAGCAUUUGUAACUCACUCGUUGCUUUAGUAGACAAUGUUAACGCAAAUGUUGAUAAAAUUGCCAUGCGUUUUCCCCCUUCUCAUAUGUGAUGAAUACGUAAUUCUCCUUGGAAGAAAUAUAGUGCGAUCUUAAAAUUGUUUACAGGUUACAAUAAACAUACUUCAAGUAGACGAGAAUUAUUGAUAGAAAGAACAACACAUCUUACCUAUGUAAUCUUCUAUUAGCUGUAAUACAAUUGUUAAUUAACAAUCGGUUAUUAACAAUAUAGUACAAAAUUUCUUUUGUUCGUAGUAGUUCGACACGCCAUCAACAUCAUGGUCCUCGUAAACAGUAAAGAUAAGAUAGAGAAAGUUGAACUAUCCUCCUGUAAUCGAUUGUUAUUAAGAGCGAAUCAUCAGAAAGUUCGGAAACUAGAGAUAAAAUAUGUGUUGUUUCAACUUUAUCGCAAAAUUCUCACUGAAAUACGUAAUAUACCAUCACUUGCGAAUUACAACGGAUAUUCCUAUAUGAAGAACAAAUUUUUAAAUAAUUCUUAAGAGUUUUCUUUACAGACUUGUAACUUGUGUUUUAAACGUUACGGUUUAGGUGAAAGGAAAGUUAAACCGGAAUUUCUCGUUAUAGGAAAAUAUAUUUAUACGAGUAUAUAAACUUGAUAACAAAAAGUUGAUUUUUCCGAUUCACCGACUUAUAUGAAGAUAUCACCAACUUAUAACCACACCGUAUUUCUUCCAUACACGUACAUAUUUACGUAUAUUAUAAUACUUGCGUGCGCAAGUUACGCAUAAAAGCCAUGUUACAAAUGAAUACCAAAUAAAGGGUUAACCAUUAGCUGUCGCAUCAAGGGAUAGUUCCGAUUCCAAAUCGUUCGUUCUUUCCUUCCUUUCACGUUUUUUUCUUUUUUCUUUUUCCUUUUUCUUUUCUUCUUUGACAUUUUGUGUCGUCAAUAUGACGAAGGAGGACGGCCUAGAAUAUACAAGCUGAUACAUGCAUACAACCAUUUUGAUUAGGAAAUAUCAAAAAGAGGUCUAACGGAAUGAUCGUUGCGUAAAUUUGAUUGUUAGCAAAGACUUACGAGUAGUUAUUUAUUAUCUCAAUUUAAUUUGUCUGUUCUGCAAUUCAAUAUAUACUAUUAAAAACAUUUUAUACAUUAUUAACAAGAAGUGUCAUUCUUAUAUAAUUUCUUUUUUUUUUUUUUUUUUUUUUUUUUUUUUUUUUUUUUUUUUUUUUUUUUUUUUUUUUUUUUUUUUUUUUUUUUUUUUUUUUUUUUUUUUUAGCUAUUUAUUUAUGUUUUCUUUAUAUUAAAUCCGUAAGUCUUUGUUCAUGCACUUUUAUACAUAUAUGCAACCAAUUGAAAUAUUAAAAAUCAGUGUAGUACGUUCUGUACGUGCAAAAAAUUGAUAUGCGUGCGCUCCCUCUUGAAACAGAAAUAUACACAAGUACAUAUACUUGCCGGCAACAUUAAGAAAACAAAGAGCAAAUAUUAAUGAUGCAAAACCUACCUGCCUAAUGAUAAGUUCUAAGUAUUCAAUUAUUUUUUUAGAAAUCCAUUUUGUUUUGUCAUUUCAUCCAGUCUCGUUCGGAUCUCAGGUAAAAGGGAUCCAUGUCCAUUUCUUUUAUUUUAUAUAUAAAGAAAAUUAUAUUGAGACCACUCGAAACAUGACAGCUUUUGUGUAUAUGCUGUACGUAAAUUUUAAAUAGACUUAGAAUUUAUCAGUGCAUAAACGCUAACAUUGUUUUUUCCUAUUUCGUAUUAUCAUGUUUUUUCCUUCUUCAAAAAACAAUAUUCUUGUAAAGCUAUAUACCAUUAUAAGAACUCGAACGCCCCUAAUCCUCGCAGAUGGUUUGAUUCAGAGAAAGUAUCAAGAGUUAUUUCGUAUCUAUACGAUUAUUCUGCAAUUAUCCUGCGAAAGAAAAGUUAAGUCGAAAAUCACCAAGUGUAUGUGUCGAACGUUUGUAUAAGAGACUUUUUUCCUUUAUAUUUUAUAAUGCAGUUCUUUUCAUGCAUUGGAUACACCCUGUGUUCGCUUUCAGUGCAUGAUUUCUUCUAUCAUUUGAGUCAGGGUACAAUGGUAAGAGCGUUUCAUUGACGCUGAAACAUGUAUAUAAGUUCAAUCCAGUCCAUUAAGUCCUACUAAAUCCUAAUAAAUAUUCAUUAGGAACAAUAAUAAAAGUUAUGUACAUAGGCAAAUAAAUAUAGCGUUUAUGAUAAA